AUGCAGCAGCAUCUCUCAGAGGCUGUCGCGGGCGCGUUCUCUCGCUGCCUGGGCUUCUGUGGAAUGAGGCUCAGGCUCCUUCUCUCAAGACACUGGUGCAUUGCAGGUGCGUCUCUACAGAAGUUUGAUGGUGACAGUGCCUACGUGGGGAUGAGUGACGGAAAUCCAGAGCUCCUGCCAACCAGCCAGACCUAUAACAGCCAGAGCGAGAGCAAUGAAGACUAUGAGAUUCCUCCUAUAACGCCUCCCAACCUCCCUGAACCAUCCCUUCUGCACCUGGGGGACCACGAAGCCAGCUACCACUCGCUGUGUCACGGCCUUGCGCCCAACGGUCUGCUCCCUGCCUACCCGUACCAAGCUAUGGAUCUCCCAGCCAUCAUGGUGUCCAACAUGCUAGCCCAGGAUAGCCACCUGCUCUCUGGCCAGUUGCCCACGAUCCAGGAGAUGGUCCACUCGGAGGUAGCUGCCUAUGACUCAGGCCGGCCAGGGCCCCUGCUGGGCCGCCCAGCGAUGCUGGCCAGCCACAUGAGUGCCCUCAGCCAGUCCCAGCUCAUCUCUCAGAUGGGCAUCCGGAGUGGCAUCGCCCACAGCUCCCCAUCACCCCCAGGGAGCAAGUCGGCAACCCCCUCUCCAUCCAGUUCUACACAGGAGGAGGAGUCGGACGCCCAUUUCAAGAUCUCGGGAGAAAAGAGACCCUCAGCAGACCCAGGCAAAAAGGCCAAGAACCCAAAGAAGAAGAAGAAGAAGGACCCCAAUGAGCCACAGAAGCCUGUGUCGGCCUAUGCUCUCUUCUUCAGAGACACUCAGGCCGCCAUCAAGGGGCAGAAUCCCAGUGCCACCUUUGGGGAUGUGUCCAAAAUAGUGGCCUCCAUGUGGGACAGCCUAGGAGAAGAGCAGAAACAGGCGUAUAAGAGGAAGACCGAAGCUGCCAAGAAGGAGUACCUGAAAGCCUUGGCGGCCUACAGAGCUAGCCUUGUCUCCAAGAGCCCUCCGGACCAAGGCGAGGCCAAGAAUGCUCAGGCAAACCCACCAGCUAAAAUGCUCCCACCCAAGCAACCCAUGUACGCCAUGCCCGGCCUGGCUUCCUUCCUGACGCCCUCCGACCUGCAGGCCUUCCGCACAGGAGCCUCUCCUGCCAGCCUUGCCAGGACGCUGGGCUCCAAGGCCCUGCUGCCAGGCCUCAGCACAUCCCCGCCACCACCCUCCUUCCCUCUCAGCCCCUCACUGCACCAGCAGCUGCCACUGCCCCCCCACGCACAGGGCACCCUCCUCAGCCCGCCUCUCAGCAUGUCCCCUGCCCCUCAGCCUCCUGUCCUGCCUGCCUCCAUGGCGCUCCAGGUGCAGCUGGCGAUGAGCCCCUCACCUCCAGGGCCACAGGACUUCCCACACAUCUCCGAGUUCCCCAGUGGCUCAGGCUCCCGCUCACCUGGCCCAUCCAACCCUUCCAGCGGCGGGGACUGGGAUGGGAGUUACCCCAGCGGGGAGCGCGGCCUCGGCACCUGCAGACUCUGCAGAGGCAGCCCACCGCCCACCACCAGCCCAAAGAACCUGCAGGAACCUUCUGCCCGCUGA
This is a messenger RNA of Cricetulus griseus (Chinese hamster), 1572 nucleotides long. The record is from RefSeq and is a predicted model, not a curated record. NCBI's taxonomy places the organism in Eukaryota, Metazoa, Chordata, Mammalia, Rodentia, Cricetidae.